UUCCCCUUUCCCCUUUCCCCUUCCCCCUUCCCCAGCUCCAGCAGCGCUGGUCUGCUAGUCCGAAUAUCCCUCUUAGCUUGAGGUGAGUUGUGCCCUCUGCCUGUGACCUUUCCCAAAUACCUAGGACAGAAGACAGGACAGGGAGGAGAAUGAGGCACGGAGGGUGGAGAAGCUGAAGGGACCUUGCAAGAUCCUUGCGUACUCUCCGCUCUCCCUUGGAGGAUGCGUAGAGGAAGCUCUCUCAUUGUCAGGCGGACUUCCCAGCCUGCCACAGCCCCUCUGGUCCAGAGAGAUCAUUUCUCAGGCGUGCCGCGCAGCGAGCGCCGCUUAGAGGCGCAGAAACCAUGGACUGGACUGUCGGGGCCGUGAGGGCUCAGCCCCAGAUUUAGACAUGGCCUCGCCAGUGGUUCCCCAGUCUGGGUCCGAGACGCUUGGUGCAGGAGGAGGAAGAGGAGGAGGGACUUGAGAAGUGAGGGGUGAAGGGUGGGGGUGGGGCAGGUACGAAGGUGAUUUUCUCCCCCAUCUAUUUUCCUGCCCUGAGGAGCAAUGACAUCACCCAGGCUCCUCUGGGCACAAAGAAAGGCAAAGAGAAGCAGCCGGAGGAUGCGCCGGUGGUGGCUGCGGCUUCGGCUGCUACGGAGAGAGCCAGAUCAACCCCGGCCAGGUGCUGCUGCUGCUCCAGCUCUUGUUUCUCUUCUUCCUCCUCCUCCUCCUUCUGCUCUUCCUCCUCCUCCUCCUCCAUCUCCUCCACUUCUCUCCGCGCCAGCUGCUCGCUGAGCUCGCUCGCGCUCCUGACGCCUCGUCUCGGAGCCCUCCUCCAUCGCCUCUUCCUCCUCCUCCUUGUCCCAUGCGCACCGCCCUGGCCAGCCGAGGGCCGCCGGGCGCCAGCCGCGCAGCAUGCACUGGGGGAUUGGCUUUGCCUCGUCCAGGUCGUGUGUGGUGGAUCUGAGCCGGAACCAGAGCAUCUCCUUCGGCUUGUGGGCCGGAUCUGAGGAGCCCUAUACCUUUUAUGGGGACAUCAUCGCUUUCCCUUUGCAGGAUUACGGAGGGAUCAUGGCAGGGUUGGGUUCGGAUUCCUGGUGGAAGAAAACCCUGUACUUGACUGGGGGAGCCCUGCUGGCUGCAGCGGCGUACCUGCUCCACGAGCUCCUGGCCAUUAGGAAAGAGCAAGAGGUUGACUCCAAAGAUGCUAUUAUUUUGCAUCAGUUCUCAAGGCCAAACAAUGGUGUCCCCAGUUUGUCUCCUUUCUGUUUGAAAAUGGAAACUUAUUUAAGGAUGGCCGACUUACCUUACCAGAACUAUUUUGAUGGAAAGCUUUCCCCUCAAGGGAAAAUGCCUUGGAUUGAAUACAAUCAGGAAAAAGUGUCUGGCACAGAAUUCAUCAUUGACUUUUUGGAAGAGAAACUUGGAGUGAACUUAAAUAAAAACCUUGGUCCUCAUGAAAGAGCAGUGUCAAGAGCUGUGACCAAGAUGGUGGAGGAGCACUUCUAUUGGACAUUAGCUUAUUGCCAGUGGGUGGACAAUCUCCAUGAGACACAAAAGAUGCUCUCUCUUAGUGGUCCCUUUAGUGACCUGCUCAAGUGGAUUCUCUGCCACCUAACAAAAGGCAUUGUGAAGCGAGAAAUGUAUGGCCAUGGCAUUGGUCGAUUCUCUGAGGAAGAAAUCUACAUGCUGAUGGAGAAAGACAUGAGAUCUUUAGCAGGACUUUUGGGUGAUAAAAAAUACAUCAUGGGACCAAAAUUUUCUACUCUUGAUGCCACCGUCUUUGGACACUUGGCACAGGCAAUGUGGACCUUACCAGGGACAAGACCUGAGAGACUAAUCAAAGGAGAACUGAUUAACCUUGCCAUGUACUGUGAAAGAAUAAGGAGGAAAUUCUGGCCAGAAUGGCACCACGAUGAUGACAAUACCAUCUAUGAGUCUGAGGAGAGCAGCGAAGGCAGCAAGACGCACACCCCCCUGCCGGAUUUCAGCUUUUAUUCAAGGACAGAAACCUUUGAUGAUGAAGGGGCAGAGAACAGUAUAUCCCGGACGCCCGACACAGACUUCACUGGACACUCCCUCUUUGAUUCUGAUGUGGACAUGGAUGACUAUACAGACCACGAACAAUGCAAAUGAUGCCCAGGCACGCUGGCCCUCCUUUCUCCGAGCUGUCACCUCUUGGGGUCAGUCCAGUGUUCCCAGGUAGAGCACCAUACCCUCCAGGGAGGGAGAGCUCCUGGGAUGUGGUCCAUACAGUGUUAACUGGACUAGGUCAGACGCCUUAUUUCUUUUUGUAACAAAAGACCAAGACAACAAAGACAAAACCCAGAAAUAGCAGAGAACAAAGCUGUUCAGACCAUUUAGAACACAAACAGCCAACAAAGUCAGCAUGGUUCUUGAAAUUCAUUUUUGUUUUCAUGAGAAAACUAAUCUCUCAGUUUGGGUGGAGCCCUGGUGCAGGGAGAACA
Messenger RNA from Dromiciops gliroides (monito del monte), 2450 nucleotides. It is a transcript of the gene FAXC, whose product is annotated as failed axon connections homolog, metaxin like GST domain containing. Lineage: Eukaryota; Metazoa; Chordata; Mammalia; Microbiotheria; Microbiotheriidae. The record is from RefSeq and is a predicted model, not a curated record. The transcript has 6 exons. Gene Ontology annotation, cellular component: cytoplasm. Bases 898 to 2118 code for a protein of 406 amino acids.